This is a messenger RNA of Closterium sp. NIES-67, 5416 nucleotides long. NCBI's taxonomy places the organism in Eukaryota, Viridiplantae, Streptophyta, Zygnematophyceae, Desmidiales, Closteriaceae. The record is from the annotation of a GenBank genome assembly.
AUUCUCCCGCGAAAGGCGCCGCAGUACGCGCCCUCCUCCACGCCCUCCCAGGAGUAACACCCGCCGUUCUCGUCUCCGCUAUUUAACGACAGCGCCAAAGCAUCCGCCACCUUCCGUGCAACCUUCAGACCACCGUCGCUUCUCAGCGGGUCGGAGCAUUAGCAUGCGACCACCCUCAUCCGCCCUCCGCCAGCCCCGCAUUUGCUUUUGAGUUGACUCAAAAGCAGCCCCGCAUUUUCGGACCCUUCCCCGUCACGUGCUGCGCUGUGCGUUCCGGAAAGGUGGUACUUAACCGCGCCGACUGACGAAGCAACGCCGAAUCAGACCAGCGCGAUGCGUCGCUGACGUGUCCGCACCGCACCGCAUGUCGCGCUAGCAGUCUUGUCCCGCUGUAGCGUUAGCGAUACCGAUAGCGAGCUCGAGUUCGACCAAUGGGCGUCAAGCUUCAGAUUCAGCUUCUCGAGGCGCGCGGCCUGCCGCCGAAGGACAAUGGCGGCGCUCGAGACGCGUUCGCGCGGCUCCAGAUGGGCGCCUCGAAGGCGCGGAGCAGCACUGUAGCGAAGGACAACGAUCCGACGUGGCAGGAGGAAUUUCUCUUCUCGGUCAGCGAUGCGGAAAAAGACGAGCUACUGGUGACGGUGUGGGAUAAGAGCGUGUUUAUUGGGGAGGAAUUUCUCGGGCAGCUUGUGCUGCCCGUGCGACAGGUGAUGGCGUGCGACGGCCACGAGCUCCAGGCGACGUGGUUACCGUUACAGAACCGACCCGUGCGACCGCGCGCGACGGUUUCAGGCGACAUUCUCGUUUCCGCCAGCCUGUGGGGAUUUUCGUCGUUAGUGGCGGAAUCCGUCUCCCCUUCCACCUUCCCCUCCAGCCCCGUCCUUCCGCCCACUCCUCCCCAAUCCGCCCCUUCCCCCGACCACUCGCCUUCCCCCCCCGCCCUACGUCGCCAUACAGGCGCAUCCGGUACAGUCACAGCUGGCGCUCCCCCCACGUGCAGUCAAAGGGACGAGCCCCCUUCCGCCAAUGGGGGGGAGGAGGCGGAAGUGGGGGGCGGAGCGGGGGAGGAGAGGCGGGGAGAGGGGUUGGCUAAAGGGGAAGGGGAACGGGACGGGGAGGGGGGAAGUGAAGACGAUGGGGAGACCCCGUACUCUCAGAGUACAGAGAAGGAGGAAGGCGAGAAUAUGCCCGCAGCAGCAGCAGCAGCAGCAGCAGCAGCAGCAGCAGCAAAACCGCGGCAUCAGAUCCUGCAGACGAUAUCCGAGUCCUUAAAGCCCAACCCGCAGCAGCGGCAGCAGCUGCAGCAGUUGAAGCAGCGGCUGCACGCGUCCAAGGCGUCGGCCGCAUCGGCCUUCAAGUCGCUCGGCCACGCCGUGGAAAGCGGCGUGGCUAAAGCCAGGGAGUCAGGCGUGGUGAAAGCCAUGCAGCACCCCACGCUCAAGACGCCCCCGGCCUGGUGGGAGCAGGACAUGAGGGGCGUGCUAUCCAAGGGGCCCAUGCCGGGUGCGCUGGCGGGAGGCGUGGUGUUGGAGCAGGCGUUCGAUGCGGCUCCCCAUGUGCUCUUUGCGACACUUUUCAAGCCAGACGCUGCGUUCUUCCAAGAGUUUGCCAGUGAGCGCAAGCUAACCCAACUCAACGCUGGACCAUGGCUCUUUGACGACGGCUGCAGUGGCAGCAGCACUCCCAGCUCAACGAAUCUCACGCGCAGCACAGCCCACAAGGACUACAAGCCCCCAGACAACCCGCCCCCCCCUGCUGCUACUAGCCGAGGGGGUGCAGGGGAGGGGGAAGAGGAUGGCACCGUGAUGCACCGCACUGUAUCGUACAUGACCGCGCCGUCCUCCCUGGUCAAGUCCGUGCAGGCGACUGAGGAGCAGCGGUGCGUGAGGGCAGACGCAGGGGGGUUUCUGGUGGCAGUCACUGCGAGGACGCCCGACGUGCCGUAUGGGGGCACGUUUGAAACGCGCAUGCAGCUCUGCGGCAGUGGCGGUGGUGGCAGCGGUAGUGGUGGUGGUGCUGGCAGUAGCAGAGAGACGCCGCCUGCAGGGGGGACGGCCGGUGGGGGGUUGAAGUCGCAGUUGCGCGUGUCGUAUGAGCCGCACUUCCUGCAGAGCACCAUGAUGAGGAGCAUGAUAGAGAACGGCAUGAGGACGGGCAUCAAGGACUCCUACGCCACCUUCCUAACAGUCCUCUCCAGGCACGUCCCCCCUCUCGCAUCCCUCCCACCACCCACCUCCCUCUCUCCCGACCAACCCUCCACCCCCCCUCCUCUCUCCUCCCCACUCGCCCGCCUCCUCUCCCUCCUCGGCCUUUCCCCCGACCUCCUCCCCUCAAAAACCGCAAUCGCCGAGGCGGCAGUCCGGGCGGCUGGCCCACUGGCGCUGGUUAUCUUUUGCCUUGCGGCGGUGCUGCUGCCGGUGCACCUGGUGCUGGUGGCACGAGGGGGGGCCGGGGUGGCGGCUCCGUUGUUGGACUUACCCGAUAGCGUUCUGGAGCUGGUGUGGUGUGCCGUGAUCCUGGCUGCAACCAAGCACGUGGUGGCGAUGGCAAGAGGCCUGCUUGUGUCCAAAUAUAUCAAGAAGGGCGACCACGGCAAGAAGGCAGUGGGGGAGGGUUGGCUGCUCACAGUGUCGCUGGUGGAGGGGGAGAACGUUGGGGACUCGGGGCUAGUCGUGAAGACAGAUCCAUUCGUUGUGUUCACGUGCAGUGGCAAGUCGAGAACCAGCUCCGUGAAACUGCAGACGAAUAUGCCCAAGUGGAAUGAGGUGCUUGAGUUCGACGCCUUUGAGGAUGCGCCUUCCAUUCUCGAGAUCGAGAUCUUCAACUACGAUGGGCCCUUCUCGGAACCUUCCCUGCUCGGCCGGGCAGAAAUAAACUUCCUCCGGCAGUCCGUGCAGGACCUGGCGGACCUCUGGGUGCCCCUGGAGGGCAGGCGGGCGAAAGUUCAAGCUGCCCGGAUCCAUGUCAGAGUGCUGCUGACCAACACAUCGGAUGCUGCUGGCCCUCCGUUGGUGCUGGAGAAGAUCAGCAAGGAAGUAGGCGCAAAGGGUGGCGUGCGCGAGUUCUCGGCGGAGAAGAACUUGGCGUUUCAGCGGCUGUUUGACCUGCCGGACAGCGAGUACCUCAUCAACGACUUCUCCUGCAUCCUCAAGAAGGGGCUGCUCUCGCAGGGCCGCCUCUUCCUCUCGCCGCGUCUGCUCGCCUUCUACUCAUCUGUCUUUGGCACACGUAUCAAGUUUACCCUCCUUUGGGAGGACAUCGACGAGAUUCAGGAGAAUGCACCCUCCCUCUUCGACCCUCCCUCGCAAAAGGAGGGAAAGUCUCAGAAAACCUCGACGGCUCUGCCCACCUCCGCCGCUCAAAACACCUCCCAAGAGACCUCCACCGUGCAGAAAUCCUCCAGCACCCAACAGUCAUCCAUGACGACUUUUAAGCGCCUCUUGAAUCCCGCAGUCACCGUCUAUGUGAAAAAAGACAAGGGGGCGGUGGAAACCCGGGCGGCGGCGCACGGCGUGGACUCGGCCGGGCGACUGAAGAUCCGAUUCCAGUCGUUUGUGCGGCCGAGCAUGGCCUUCCGCCUUGUCAUUGCAUUAUGGCGCAACCGCAACCUCCCCACUGAUCAGCGGCUAGCCCGAGCUAAGGAGGAGGGGGAACGAGUGGGCAAUGUGGGAGUGGGCGAUGGCCUUGGUGCAGGAGGAAGGGGAGAAGACCGGGGGGGGGCGAGAGGAGGGGGUCAAGGGGUGAGCGACUCCAGAAGGGGGUCGGUGGGAAUGGAGGAUGGUGGGGGGUCGUUUGUGGGUGUGGAGAUGCGCGAGGUGAUCGACGAGCAGCGCGUGGGCGUGCCGAUAACAGUGGGGCAGUUCCUGGGCACUUUUGAGGACCCCGCAGCCACGGCUGGGAUGAUGGAGAAGGCUGGGCAGAUGGGGGCGGAGAUCAGCGAGUGGGUGGAUGUGCCGGUGGCUGAAUCUGUACCUGUCCAGGGAGGGGAGGAGACGGGCCAGCAGGGCAGCAGGACGGGAGGAGGCGGAUUGCCUAGCGUCAUUCGGCGCCAGCGCAGCAUCAAGUACCGAUUCUCUCGGCAGGUCCCGCCCCUCUCCCCAACCGUGACAGCAGUGCAGCAGAUGACACAGCAGUGCAGCAACAGCAGCCAGGGUGACGGCCAGGGGGGAUGCCAGUGGGCGUGUUUGGAGCAGGUGCUCACACUCCAGAAAGUGCCCUUCGGCGAUUGCUUCCAGGUGGAGAUUCUUCAGGAGAUUCAAGGCAAGGAGAGUUUCACUCCGCCACCCGCAGCAGCCGGCGCAGCAGCCGGUGGGGCAGCAGGCGAGAACAGCGCAGGAGGUGUGGUGUCAAUUGCUGCUGCAGCAGCAGGCAGCGCAGCUGCAGACGCCGCUUCAAGCGCUGCCGGUGCUGCAACCGCUGUGGCCUCGGCACUGGUUGCCGCCGCAGGAGCGCUCAAGCUGAAAGGAAGAGGGGUUGGCGGAAGCAGCAUGGCAGCGGGCGACAGAGGAGGGGAUGGGGAGAGAGGAACAGCAGGGGCAGGAGCAGCAGCAGUAGCAGGGGCAGCAGCAGGAGGAGGAGGAAUUGGGGCAGUAACAGCAGGGGGUUUGCAGGAGGCGGUGCUGCGGGACGAGAGGGUGAGAUCGGUGCUGCAUGUGCGCGUGGUGAUAGUGUGGCACAAGGAGCUGAGUGAGGCCACGAGGGCCAAGAUCAAGAGCAGCAUCGGCAGAUUCUACAAGCAGCAGGCGCGGCGAGUGGUUGACCUCAUGGCCGCUCAGACAGGCUGAGAGGCUGAGAGGCUGGCAGGCUGACAGGCUGAUUGCUGGUGCACGUCCGAGUGUUAUGGGGGAGAGCGUGGCCCAAGAAGCUGAGUGAUGCGACGAGGGGCAAGAUCACGAGCAGCAUCGGGUCGGGCGGUUGUACAAGCAGAAGGCCAGGCGGGUUGUGGACCUCGUGGCCAUGCAGAGAGGCUGACACGCUGAGAGGCUGAGAGGCUGAGAGGCUGAGAGGCUGAGAGGCUGAGAGGCUGAGAGGCUGACCACUGUCUCAGGUUCGAGUGUUACAGGACGAAGGUCACACCAGCAGACGAGUAAGGAAACAAGGGCAAAUAUCAAGAGCAGCAUCGAGCAGCUCUACAAGCAGCAGAUGAGGUGAGUCGUGAGCCUCGUGGCUGCGCAGGCAGGCUAAAAGGGAGAAAUCUGGAAGGCUGAACGGCCGAGAAGCUAGGCGCGUAGACUCAGCAGAGGUUUGCGAGCCAGAGGGGAACUUUGUAGAAACGGGUACUGUGUAUGCACAAGGAGUGUAGGCGUUUUGUUGAAGUCCAUAUUGCACUUGUGUGAUGUGCUUAGAGAGAGUUGCAGUCCUGGAUUGUUGCAAACACCAGAUUUGGCUUUGGAUAACGGAUGGCAUACACUCAAACUAC